This is a messenger RNA of Mercurialis annua (annual mercury), 2071 nucleotides long. Its product is annotated as exopolygalacturonase-like. Gene Ontology annotation, molecular function: polygalacturonase activity. Gene Ontology annotation, biological process: carbohydrate metabolic process. The record is from RefSeq and is a predicted model, not a curated record. The transcript has 5 exons. Lineage: Eukaryota; Viridiplantae; Streptophyta; Magnoliopsida; Malpighiales; Euphorbiaceae. The coding region runs from base 387 to 1937 and encodes 516 amino acids.
CUGACGGAAAAUGAUACAUUGCUGAUAAUAAUACAUAGACACAACUGGUAGCUAGUACUUAGCCUGAACGAGGAUAAUUUGGUUUUAAAUUUGUUAUGAUCAGUUUAAGUGAAGUGGCCAAUAGAACGUUACGGUUUAAAGAAAGGCUGUUAAGUAGCAAAAACAGUAAUGCUCUUCCAAUUUAAGUAAUUACCACUAAAUUAUGAUUAAUCAAUAAAUUAAACUAACCAAGAUUAACCACAGAUCUCACAUUUAUGUUUUUGGCUAAAAACUAAUUCUUCAUACUACUUGUAUAUAAAUUGCCUCUUGCUACUUUAAUUUUAAUUCAUCAUCUCUUCUAUAUAUUUACAAAAUCUAAGGCUUUGUAAAAAAUAGAGGUGAUCACCAUGGCAGUUUCAAGAAGUUUUUUCGUGUUUGUCUUGUUAGCCAUUGCUUUACUUUGUUGUGCUGUGGAAGGUUUACCCCGGCGCCUCCAUAGUGAUGAUUAUGGUGGUCCGGAAAAUGAUGAAAGUGGUAACCUCGUACCGGCAAUUGAUGAUGGUGGUAGCCUUGAAACGGACAAUAAUGAUGGUGUUGAUAGCCCCGUAACGGUAAAUGACGAUGGCGGUAGCCUCAAAACGGCAAAUGUUGAUGAUGGUGGUGAUAGCCCCGUUGCGGUAAAUGCUGAUGAUGGUAGCCCCGAAAUGGAAAAUGCUGAUGGCGGUGAUAGCCCCGUAUCGGUAAAUGCUGAUAGUGGUAGCCUCAAACCGGAAAACGAUGAUGGCGGUGAUAGCCCCGUAAAGACAAAUGGUGGAGGAGGAGGUGGUGGUGGUGGUGGAAUUUUUGAUGUUACAAGCUAUGGUGCUAAAGGAGAUGGCAAGAAAGAUAACACAAUGGAAUUCAUGAAGACUUGGCAAGCGGCAUGCAAAGGUGUCAGUACGGCCCCGGCAAAGUUUCUUGUUCCAAAAGGAACAUUUUUGACAGGACCCGUUGUAUUUCAAGGCCCAUGCAAAAGCUCACAGCCUAUAGUUGUUGAGGUUCAAGGCACUGUCAUGGCCACAUCUGACAUGAGCCAAUAUUCUGAAGAUUCCUGGAUUUUAUUUGAACGUAUCGACGGUCUAGUGAUUACCGGCGGCGGAAUUUUCCAUGGACAAGGCGCUUCGGCUUGGAAGUACAAUGAUUGCAAAACGAACAAAGACUGCACCAGGCUUCCAACUUCCAUCAAGUUAAUUCAGGUGAAGAACGCAAUCAUUCACGACAUCAGUUCCAUCGACAGUAAAUACUUCCAUUUUCACGUCACGGAUUGCAGUGCCAUUACGGCGUACAAUCUCAAAAUUACUGCCCCGGGAGACAGCCCUAACACCGACGGUAUGCAUAUUAGCGACACAAGUACUGUAAAUAUAUCCAGCAGUACAAUUGCAACAGGCGACGACUGUAUUUCUAUUGGACAAGGCGUCUCCAAGGCUACCAUUACCGGUAUUAUGUGUGGCCCCGGACAUGGAAUUAGCGUUGGUAGUCUAGGCAGAAGACAGAAUGAAGCUGACGUAAAUGGUAUUACCGUGAGAAACUGUACACUAUCUAAAACGACGAACGGUGCAAGAAUCAAAACAUUCGCCGGUUCACCGCCCGGUAAUGCUUUGAGCAUCACCUACGAAGACAUUAUUAUGGACCAGGUUCAAAAUCCAAUUUUAAUUGAUCAGAAGUACGGUUCUAAGGGAUCAUCCAAGGGAUCACAAGUAAAGGUGAAGGAUAUUCAUUUCAAGAACAUAAGAGGAACUACAACUACAAAUCUUGCAGUAAAUUUAGAUUGCAGUCCAUCUGUUCCGUGCGAAGGAAUUGAAUUUGCGGAUAUUGAUUUGGCUUUAACUGGAUCAAAUGCUAAAACUAUUUCUUCUUCAUGUUCAAAUGCAAAAGUUUCUUUUAAGGGUAAGCAGAAUCCACCAGCUUGUAAACAAUAGUAAUUUUAUGUGUUUCUAUUCAUCAAAAAAAAAAAUAUGUUUCUUCCAUACAUGUAAAACUUAACUUAUGAGUUGUAUUCAAUUUUAUAGCAAACAUAAAUCAAUAAAAAAAUAGUAAGAUUUGAUUUUUACAA